GUAUUCUUCGACGCACUAUACCAUACAUCACGCGCCAUCAUGAGUGUUCGCGAUCUCCUGGCUGGCCAUGUACAUGCCCAUCCAACUUUCAGUUCUAGCUUUGCUCCCCGGCUAGCGUCUCCUCAUCCUAUUUCCAUGACCAUCGACGUGCAGUUGUCUGGCCACUCCCUCAAGUCGGAUCCUGCAGACAUGUACUGCCCCCAAGUUCGUCGUUCCCCGCUUUCCUCCGACGAUUGUGCCGUAAACCAUAUCGAUGUUGUGGCUUGCUGGAAAGGGAUUACCCUGCGCCAGGCUUCAGAAUUGCUCAUGUGGGAGCAUUUCCACAAUGAUGCGUUGAUGACUCAAGUGUCGGAAACUUUGCGUACCAUGGAAAAUUUGUCAUAUAGUAGCUCACGCAUGGUCCCGGUCAAUGUACGACGUCUGGUCUACGACAUGAUUGAUAUGUGGUAUCAACAUAUCAGAUGCGGUCAGGAUCGCCUCACCAGUGAUUCUUGGUUCGUUGCUACGCUGGAUCUGCCAUCUAUGGUAUUCAACUUUAUUCGUACUCGCGACUACUACCUGAAUGAUGGUCCCCGAUGCUACGUUCAGGUCGCCAUCAGCUCCACCGUGUCUGAUUCCCAGCUGAAGAUCUUGGCUACAGUCAAUUGGCACCCACCCACUGUCGAGUUUCCUGCCCUGCCGAUAUCUCUGAGCUCGGGGGAGCAAUACUGUAUCACGCCCGAAUUCAUACCCCAGAAUUUGGGAUCCCCAACCUUCUCCGCACUGCACCCCAAAGUCGAAUUCUCUGCAACCUCCAACACAAUAACUUUCAGAUGGGAUCAUGCUCGGCGUUGCUUCAAAGCAACUGUCCCCAGUGUGAUUACCACCGAAGAAUUGUGCCUCGAGAGCUCUAGCCGCGAAGAUCCUCGCGUUCACCAGUUGCUAUCCAACCUAUAUGAAGCUUCCCCGAGGGCUAGCAGUGCUGAAACAACUUUGACUGCAAUUGCGUCCAUGACCUUCACUGAUGGUGUGCGCUUUGAACGCGAGAGCCGCUACAACAUCAAACUGGUCAUUAUCGACCCGGAGCCAGCCAACGUUUCAAAAAAUGGCGAUAAAGAGACAUGGCAGCAUAACCUGCAAUUGCCCCACAGAAGUUUGACGAUCUCCAAGGAUAUCCCACGUAGCGACUCUGCAGUCGAGAUAGCCGAUCCUAAAAUCGGGGGCUUCAUUGCAUCGAGACCAGCCGCGCCAGACACACCUGCGCCAAGCCCACGUUGGCAGCCAUCGUUGACGGUUACUCCCAAUGAUAAAUUUCCUUCCAAUGCAGAUGCAGAUGCAGUCGCAGGCGAAGAUGAUGAUACUUGGAUGGAGGAUGGCCUUGGCAACUACGGUACCACCCAGGGCAUUGGCAAUACCACUGCACGUGCUAUCCAUCCCAAUUCAAUGACGAGUUGGGCGAAGAAGCUUGAUGAAAAGGCCAAACAUACAAAAUCACGCGCAUAUGAAGCUAGCCUGGGAGGUUACAAAGUGAUGCGCUCACUUCGGAAGAAGGGGAGUGUCAAGCGUAUGGUGUUUUCCCGACUCCCCCUGGCGAACACAGAUUUCCCCAUCGCCAACGGGCACUCCGCUUCGGUCAGCCCCAAGAAUGUGGCUGUUGCAUACUCAUUUAGUCCUCGGAACGAAAACAGCGGGGAAGGUCCCAAAAUUCCCACUAUCGACGGGCACACUGCUGCGUACGACAGCGAGGAGUCUUCCAAUGACGAUAACGCUACAUGUUCGCCCCUGAGUCAGACCAAGAUUCAGUGCAAUUUCAGGGAUUUCUUGCGCAGUGGAGGCAGUGUCGGAAAAGAGCCCAAUACCUCGGGCUAUUCCAAUAACGCAGGGGAAGACGAGCAGGAGUUUGAGCGCAUCUUCAUGGAGACGUGGGAAGACACUGAGGUCGAUGGCGUCGAUGAAGAUGAUCGUCAGAACGGGGGAAUUUAGACGCAGGGGCUUUGUUCCGCUGUGUCUGGUUUUAGCGUAGACUAUCCUUCUGUUCUCGUUUCUUUCUGCUUGAAUUGAUUUGGGUAUCUCUUACAUCUUCUUCCCCUCAUCCCU
Messenger RNA from Periconia digitata, 2076 nucleotides. Lineage: Eukaryota; Fungi; Ascomycota; Dothideomycetes; Pleosporales; Periconiaceae. The record is from the annotation of a GenBank genome assembly.